This is a messenger RNA of Zootoca vivipara (common lizard), 3470 nucleotides long. It is a transcript of the gene FUT4, whose product is annotated as fucosyltransferase 4. Lineage: Eukaryota; Metazoa; Chordata; Lepidosauria; Squamata; Lacertidae. Gene Ontology annotation, cellular component: membrane. Gene Ontology annotation, molecular function: alpha-(1->3)-fucosyltransferase activity. The record is from RefSeq and is a predicted model, not a curated record.
UCUGCUACCUGAAACAAAUUGCUUCACCCAGAGGCUAACUUCUAAUUACGCCACUGUUAAGAGAGCUGCGGGCAUUUCCCUCCCUGGUAGGCAAGACAGAAGCCGUUCCAACUCCCAACUAAAUCACUGCAUCUCCGAGCAGGCGGAGGGCAACAGCACAGCAGAAGAUUGCGCGGCGGGUUCACACCCCCUUCCACCUCUUACAGCAAGCAGAAAUCCAACAGGUGCAGCUCUGCCAUCCCUUCUCCCGCGGUGCUGGCGGAGGGGGAAGCUGUCCCGCCUGAAUCUCUGCCCGUCCUAAGGAAAUUGGCAUAUACAAACAAACAGACAAAGAAACAAAGGGACAAGGAGCAACCAGGUCGUGUCCGGGACCGGCAGCUCUCCAAGGGGUUCAGAUCCUUGGAGUGGCCACACCCUUCUGCUAGAAGCAGGGCUUGGAGGAGGAGGCCGGACUAGAGCCCGCGGCCCCCUCUGGUGAAGGCGGGCCUGCAACCCCGGACCCAUCGGGAUGCACCACUCUGCGCCCUCGCAUGCGGGGCUGGGCAGGAGGCGGUGGCAAACGCCGCCAAUUUAAGGACCACGAUGCGCCCUCGGCCUCGGCGCCUCCUUCAUCCUCUCGGGCGGCGACGGCAGCCCGCGAUGGAGCCCCCGGAGCCGGGCUUGUUGUGUCGGCUGCGGAGCCGGCUUGCGCGCCGUGCGCCCUGGCUGCGCCACGGCUUCUCCAGCCCCAGGGCGCCGGGGCCGAAGCGGCGUCUGCUGGCGGCCGGGCUGUCCUGCUGCACCGUGCUGGCCUUGUACGCCGCCAGCAGCCCGCGGGACCUGCCGCCCGUGUGGGGCCGCGGCAACGACGAGGGCGACGAGCCGGUGACGGUCCUCAUGUGGUGGGAGCCCUUCGGGGAGAGCCAGCGCUUGGGCGGCUGCCAGCGCCGCUUCGGCAUCCGCGCCUGCAACGUCACCACCGACAGGGGGCGCCAGCUGGAGGCGCAGGCUGUCGUCUUCCACCACAGGAACCUCAUCACCAGCGGCCUCAGGCACCUGCCCCGGGUUAGACCCCCUGGGCAGCGCUGGGUGUGGAUGAACUUAGAGUCACCCACACAUACCCAAAGCCUCCAGGACCGGGCGGGCAUCUUCAACUGGACCAUGUCCUACAGGGUGGACUCAGACAUCUUCGUACCCUACGGGUACCUCCGCCCCAGCCAGACCCCCGCCCCGCACCUCUCCAUGCCCAGGAAGACCAAGCUGGUGGCCUGGGUCAUCAGCAACUGGAACGAAGGGCAGGCCCGCGUCCGCUACUACCGCCAGCUGAUGGACCACCUCCCCAUCGACGUCUACGGUGCCCACGGCCUAGAGCUGAAGGACAACAGUGUGCUCAAGACCGUCUCUGAGUACAAGUUCUACUUGGCCUUUGAGAACUCCCAACAUCCCGACUACAUCACUGAGAAGCUCUGGAGGAACGCCUUCACGUCCUGGGCAGUGCCCGUCGUGCUUGGCCCCGCCAGGUCCAACUACGAGCUUUUCAUCCCCUCCGAUUCUUUCAUCCAUAUCGACGACUUUCCCGGUCCCAGGCAGCUGGCCCUUUACCUGAAAUUCCUAGAUAAAAACAAGAGCCGCUACCAGAGCUAUUUUGCCUGGAGGAAGCGGUACGACGUGCACGUGACGUCCUUCUGGGAGGAACACAGCUGCAGGGUUUGCGACGCAGUCAGGACUGCGGGCAAGCAAGCCAAGACCAUCCAGAAUCUAGCCACCUGGUUUGAGAGUUGACCCCCGUGUGGGGUUAGCUGGGGUUUCUUCUUGGUGUAAUUAAGGGCAGUAUGUGACGGGACAACAAGGGCCUGGGUUGGCGGGUUCUUGUACAGAUAUCUACACCAAAAAAGGUAUAUCCUUGGAGUUUUGUCUAAAGCAGGCGUCCCCAAACUGUGGCCCUCCAGAUGUUUUAGCCUACAACUCCCAUGAUUCCUAGCUAACAGGACCAGUGGUCGGGGAAGAUGGGAAUUGUAGUCCAAAACAUCUGGAUGGGGAUGUUUGGGGAUGCCUGGUCUAAAGGCAAAUGUGCAAGUUUGGGUUGCUUGCCUCAUGGAGAGUUGGAAAGGAUGUUGGGUCUUUUCAGUGCUGAUUUCAUUAAGUACCCAUGGCAGGGUUUAGAUAGGAGACCAGCAUUUUAAUGAUUCUGUGUGUAAUUCCCCCGGUACUUUGAAAGCUAGCACUUCAGUUCUUGCUGAUGUACUAUAAUUUUUUAAUUAUAGUUAUAGUUAUCGGUAAAUGCAAUUCCUCUGUCUACACACACACCUGAAUUGCAAAACGUAAUAGCCCCAGAAAGACUCUGCCAAAUAAUUUUGCCAAACAUAUAGCUCAACAGUGAUUUUUCAGGGUGUUUUUGAGGUGGUGACUUCUCACAAGUGGACUUGUGGCAUGAUGAUGCCUGAUCUUGAGCAUGGCCAGCCAGUUGGGGAUGGUGACUUGCCAGCUCCAGGCUCUGCCAAUAUUUUUAAGCUUUUCCAUUUCGCCGUGACCCAUGAUGGCCGAUCACUGAUUGAUGGUUCCAGGAGCCUAACCAUCGUGACUAAAUUCCCUGGUAAUGUCAGAAUGUAAUCUCACAAUGUAUGCACGGCAGGUAAAUGAUUGCAUAACCAAAGACCAGUGAUACUAUCUUACCUGUUACCAAAUGGUAAUUGCAGAUUCAGGACAUUGAAAUAUUUGACCUUACCGUACUACCUUGGAGAGAAGUGGGCAAGCUUAUGGGGGGGGGGACCAGCUUAUCCACUACUACAGAUCUUCUACAGUAUGACAACACAGUAUGUGUGUGUUCAGGCACACACUUAUGGUGAAGUUACAGGUAGGUAGCCGUGUUGGUCUGAGUUGAAACAAAAUAAAAAAAUUCCUUCAGUAGCACCUUAAAGACCAACUAAGUUUUUAUUUUGGUAUGAGCUUUCGUGUGCAUGCACACUUAUGGUGAAGACAGACAUCAUAAUACAGAAAUCUCACCUGACUUUUCAACUUUCCGAUACCUGUGAAUCAAACACUGGCUGAGCCAUCAGCCUUCCCCAGCCCCCCAUUGCCAAGUUUUUGGAGGACUACGUUUUGAAUUUAAAAUAUUAAGUGCCAAAUUCAUGUUUCUGUGUUCAUCCAUUAUAUAUAUAUUAAUGCUCUGAAAUGAGAGAAGUGUAUUGCACCACAGUGUGCAUGGGCGUACCCAGGAUCAAAGCUAGGGGGGCACACCAGCCAUGCCCCCAGCCACGCCCCCAGCCACCUGAUUGGCUAGCUGACAUGGCCAGGAUCCCCCAGGAGGCAUGGUCAACAUCCACGCCCCCCAGAGGAAAGGGGGCCAUUUGCAAGGCAGCACACAGAGCCACCCGCGCUUGCACUCCUGCCUUGCCCGCUCCUUUAAUGGCAGCAGUGACUAAAACAAGGCAGCAGCAGCAAAGCUACCUCCGUUGAAGGAAACCUGGACCUGGACCUGGGCUAACUUCAGC